AUGUCAGAUUCUGACCACUCUCAUCGCUCUCUUCGCUCUCAUCACUCUGGAGACUCCACCAGUGGUGCCACAGAGCCUCAACUGCAAUCUGUAUCUGGCCGUAAAGAGGCCGCUUAUUGGAGACUGGAAGAGGAGACCGCCUUCCUUAGAUACCUCUAUGAUAACAGGUCUGGCACAGAUGGCGCCACCUUCCCCAAGAGAACCUAUACAGAAGCUUCUGAGCACCUUGCAAAGCACUUCAAAAACCAGAAGGGUGGGGAUAAAACAAUUUCAGCCUGCAAGUCAAAGUUUUUGGCUCUCAAGAAGGCUUAUCUCACCGCUCAAGCACUCAAAGUUGGUGGAUUGUCGUCAGGAUUCACAUGGACAGAAGCGGGGGGGCAACCAUAG
Molecule: messenger RNA, 387 nt
Organism: Suillus subalutaceus
Lineage: Eukaryota; Fungi; Basidiomycota; Agaricomycetes; Boletales; Suillaceae
Exons: 1
Coding region: 1-387 (128 amino acids)
Source: RefSeq, a predicted model, not a curated record